UUCGAUUAGUUCUUCGUUUCGUCAAGUUGGACACAAUAAUAUUGUUGAUAAGUACACAGAAAGAUAAGUACAGCUAAAGUUAUAACAUUUGGACAAUGAGUUCGGCACGUUUUGCUCGUUCGGGCCGCGUUCGAAUAUGCAUUCUGAUGAGCAUGUUUGUUGUGCUCAUCAUGAUGAUUGUCAUUUACCACAUGUCGCAACAGCAACUUGACGAGACUCGAGUUUUUCGCCAACAUUGCGAACAAAAACAGGAGGAAUUGAACAUAAGGCUACAGUCGCUCACUGACAACAAGCUGGCGGCAGAGAAGAAAGUGGAGGUGAUGCGUGCGGAAAAGCAAAGUAUACAGGAUGAGUAUGAAAAGCAACAGGACGCAGAACGUACACUGCAACAGAGGUACGAUGUGCAAAUUAGCAAAUACAAAAUACUCGAGGACAAACACAAUGAACUACAGGCUGAAUGCGUCAAGAGCAAGAAGAAGCACAUCGAAGAUACAAAUGCAUUGAUCGCGCAGUUACAGCAGCUGCAACAGGACAACAAGCAGCACGAAGCAACAGUCUGGAAGGAUAAGUACGAGGCGAUUCUUAAGGAAUCCGAACACAAAACACACACCCUAGAGGAAGCACUUAGCGAACUAAAGGCUCACUGCGAAUUAAAGGCGCAGGCGCAACCGAAACACCAACUUGUUAAGCCAGUCGGGUCGCUGAGCCCGGACACGACGCCCACACAUCACUACAGUCCCGCCCAGCCAGCGCACAGCAUUGAGAAGCCCCGCAACGAAAAGUCUUUCAACGAGCAAGUACAAGUGAGUCCAGGACUGUACAGAAUAGGCGUCUCUAAGACGAGCCAAGCAACUAACCCAACAACUAAACGCCAUGGUGUCGGUGUGGAACGGCUGCUGGAACUGAAACAGCAACAUUUGCAGCGCUUUGAUCUGCGCAAUAAUAAUAGCCUCAUACUAAAUUCUGUUGAAAAUUUUCAGAUUGUGCCCAAAGGGCUGAAAACUUUAGCGGAUGAAACCAAUAAACAACAACAGCAAGAUCAGCCCGUACUCGCCGCUGCCGCAGCCGCUGGAGCCGUUUCGCCGCUAAGCGCGCCCCGGAAGUCCAACUCUAGUACUCCAAAUGCCGAAGCAUCACAAAAUGCCUCUCUGGCACCAAAAGCCGUAGGUAGCAGCAGCAGUAGUGGUCAGCCGCCUUUGGUUAUGCCGCCAGCGAAGCCAUCAGCUGAAGCUAAAAUAGAACGCAAGCUACCUGAGAAUGUGGCACCUAUUCCUGAUAAUUUCGAUGGCAGAGGUGAGCCAGCGGCGGAUGUAGAUACGGCAGCCGAAGAGCUGCCCAAAAACGAAAAGAACAAUCGAUAUUCCAAUGUGCUGGACGAUCUGGAGUCUAAUAAAAACCAAGGAAUAAUUGACUCUGGAGCGCAUGAAGUUAAGGAUGCCUUAAACGAACAAAACUUCAAUUUGCCAGGCGCUGAACACAAUUUAUUUGAUAACGAUGUUGGAGCUGGUCAUGCUGCUGAAGCGGAUAACAAACUGUUGGCCGCAGAUGCAGCCGCUGUUGGUGGGGGUGGAGGUGACGACGAUGACGACGUUAUGUUGGGGGAUGUGGCGGUAAAGCAGCCCCAGCACUUGCUCGACAAUGACAAUUUAAAUAAUGAAAUCGCUGGAGAUCAGGGCAAGGAGUUUGCCGAUGCUGUGCAUCUGGACGAUGGCAUGGAUGAGGAUCAAGAUGAGGAUGACUACAACGUGCCCGCACGCAAGGCGGCUGCCGAUUCGCCUGUUAGAAAUUAGAGGAUUCCCUGUAGAUUUAAUAGUCUAUGCUAUACAUUAGUAUUUUAAACCGGCAUCUCUACUGGCAAAUCUGAUUAGCUCUUCAAGGUAAAAUCAAAUACCAGCCACUUUAGUUGAUAAGGUUCAGUCCCAUUCUCAUCAAUAAGAUUUCAUUGAAAAUUAGGAGGCAGAAAUUCCACGCAAUAUGAUUGUAUUCGCAAACUGUUGCAAAGUGCAAUAUUUAAUUAGAUUUGUAAAAAACCGGUUAGUGCACAACAUUUCAAUUUUUUGAUCAUUUCUAUAUUGUUAUUUAAACAUUAAAAACUAUUUAAUUGAUAAUUCGUCUGUUAGUACUUGAAAAAUUUCAAAAUUUAUUUACUUAUACAUUUAUUUAUAUCUAUUUGUUCAGUGUAUGUAUUCAAGUAAAUAUUUGAAGUUUUGGAGACAGUGUGAGAUAAAUUAAUUAUAGCUGCAAAACAAUCUAAGAAUUCAAAGUAUCUUACUAAGCGGUAUAUAUGUAAAUUGUGAUUAUGUUUAAUUAAUUCUUAUAGCCGGCUCUGAAGCGCUCAUUGGGUUAUUGUGUGUUAAAAAAAUUGUGUCGAAUUCUUCCUCCUAAUAUUUGAUGGCUUUAGUGUUUUUCAUCUGUCUUGAAGUUGUAAGUAUAUACUUUGUUUUCUGUGAUAAAAACUUGCAAAGCUGCAUUUUUUCGUUGCUUUAAACAAUUGUGUCUGUACUCAUUUAUUAUUCAAGUAUAUGAUAAUGAUAAUUUAGUUAAAUCGUAAGUCAAAUCGAAACGAACAAACUGUGUCUACAUUUUAAAACACAAAAAACUUUAUUUGAAGCGUAA
Molecule: messenger RNA, 2616 nt
Organism: Drosophila novamexicana
Lineage: Eukaryota; Metazoa; Arthropoda; Insecta; Diptera; Drosophilidae
Exons: 4
Coding region: 96-1790 (564 amino acids)
Source: RefSeq, a predicted model, not a curated record